Messenger RNA from Zeugodacus cucurbitae (melon fly), 1934 nucleotides. RefSeq lists its product as uncharacterized. NCBI's taxonomy places the organism in Eukaryota, Metazoa, Arthropoda, Insecta, Diptera, Tephritidae. Bases 161 to 523 code for a protein of 120 amino acids. The transcript is spliced from 2 exons. The record is from RefSeq and is a predicted model, not a curated record.
ACAAAUAUAAUAAAUUAAAGUAUGAAAACAAUUAACAGAGGGUAUAUCAGUCUCCUCAACACUUCAUUUUCUAUAACGGAUUUUAUUACAACUACUAUUGAAUCAAAGUACCGUUCUUUUUCUAUAUUCCUUAAAUUCCUUAACGCUAUCUUUUUUUAAAAUGAGUGGAAGUUCAACAGAUUGUAACGAGCCAUCGACCAGCCGAGGUGUUAGAAAAAGUAACGUUUUGACUGCGUCGGAGGUCAAAAUUAUGUGGAAUAUCGGAAAGAUAUUCCACACAUUUGACACCCGCGAAAAAUGUAUAGCUUUUGCUGAGGAGCAGGGAUUGAUUCCGAAUAGGAAGUUGUGUCGUGUGCACAAGACUGCUAUGGCGGUAGUGCAGUCGGAAUUUUUCGAUGUCGGAAGGGUACUUGCCGUACGCGAGCAGUGUCCCGAGCGAAGGGUACUUGGUUUGAAAAUGCUAAGAUUCCAUUACCUCUACUGCCGAACAGCAGGUAGCGGUGCGAAAAAUUGGCGGCCCUAGCAAAAAAGUUCAAAUCGAUGAAAGUAAGUAAACAUCGCGUAUAAGGUUCUAUCAAGGUAACUGUGUGAAAGACUAAAGCCCACCGUCAACAAACUGAUUGGACCUUAUCAGUGUGGCUUUAGACCUGGAAAAUCUACAUCUGACCAGAUCUUCACCAUGCGCCAAAUCUUGUAAAAGACCCGUGAAAAGAGAAUCGACACACACCAUCUCUUUGUCGAUUUUAAAGCUGCCUUUGACAGCACGAAAUGGAGUUGCAUCUAUGCCGCUAUGACUGAAUUUGGUAUACCUGCAAAACUCGGCUGUGUAAGCUGACGUUGAGCAACACCAAAAGCUCCGUCAGGAUCGGGAAGACCCCUCCGAGGUUCUUCUAUCAGAGUGCACAGCUGUUGGCGUACGCCGAUGAAAUCGAUAUUAUUGGAAACAACACCCGCGCCCUUAGUUCUGCUUUCUUCAGACUGGAUAGGGAAGCGAAGCGUAUGGGUCUGGUGGUGAUUGAGGACAAGACGAAAUAUCUCGUGUCAUCAAGCAAACAGUCAGCGCCUCGCGUUUUGGCUCCAAUGUCACUGUUGACAGUCAUAACUUUUAAGUUGUACAUACUUUCGUAUACCUAGGCACCAGCAUCAAUACCAAUAAUGUCAAACUUGAAAUCGAACGCAGAAUCACUCUUGCCAACAGGUGCUACUAAGCACCUCUGCAUGUACAUAUAAAUUAUUUUAUAUAUUUUUACGUUAUUUACACCAAGUUAGAAAUAUUCGAAAAUUCAAAAAUACAAACAUAUUUACUUAAGAUAACCUAUUGACCUAAGAUAUACAUUUAGGCAAUUGAAUACAAAUGUGCAUGUGCACUUGAAAUUAACCCAUGCAUUGCAGCAUAAACAAUAUGCAGCAUACAUACAAACAUACACACAUACACGUAUAUUUAGAAACUGUAUAUAAAAGUUAGAAAUUAGAAAAUAAAAUUAGAAUGAAAUAGUUCUCACUCAAGCUUGGUGUUUCAAUAUUUUCCCCGACCCGCGGUAAGAGGUAUUUGAAAUCAGCUUGUUUUAAACAAUUGGUCCUUCGAGCCGGAUAGAGAGGUCCGGAGCCGAAGAGAGAUCCAAUUAAAAAGGCCUGCUAUUAGAAUAUAGAGGCACCUGUUACAAAAUUUGGCCGUUAGAGCAGAAUGUGAGCUCAGACAAAUAAAAAGACCUAUGUAUAGAAGAAACACAGGCAGGAAAAAAGUCCUAUACAUGAAUUAGGCAAAAGACAAAAAAAAAAUCAAUUGAAAAGAUUGUAUGUAAAACGUAUUUGCGAGAGACAAUACGCAUUAGUUAACUGUUAUUCUAAGAAUUACAGCAGCUGUUAGUCGAGGCACAGCAAGAUCAACAAGGCGAUCGAAACAAAAAUCCUCAAAUUCUUUGAAGAAAAAGAAC